Trichomonas vaginalis G3 is the source of this 1152-nucleotide messenger RNA. Its product is annotated as tropomyosin family. The record is from RefSeq and is a predicted model, not a curated record. Bases 1 to 1152 code for a protein of 383 amino acids. The transcript has a single exon. Lineage: Eukaryota; Parabasalia; Trichomonadida; Trichomonadidae.
AUGAACUCUGUUGAAGAAAUUGACGAACUCCGCCGGAUUGAUAUUCUUACGGCCAAACGAGAUUCCUUAGACAAGUCCAUCAAUGAAGCAAAUCAUGCUCUUUCUCUCUUAGAAACAAUGCAAGAAAAUCUGUCAAGCCAACAUUCAGCUCUAAACCUAGAGAUUGAUGAGCUCGAAAUAACAAAUCAGAAAUAUCUUGAUAGCACAAAUAAAGUUCCACAUUAUAAAGAUUCACAUAAAACAUUGGAAUUUUUUGAUCAGCUAAAAAUCCUUGAAGCUGAGACCGAAUAUAUCGAUGCUACAUUAGAAGCACGCCGAAAGAACAUAAAUGAUCUUAAAAGUCAUCUCUCAGCCUCUAACUCUCAAUUAAAGAGACUUGAAACUCAAAUCUCCGAACUCAAUGACACACUUGAGAAAACCCAAAAGACAGAGCAUGAGCGCGAAUCUGCAAUCAAGAUUCUUAAGCAAAAAAUAUUCGAUGCCGAUGACGAAUACAACCGUACGCAGGAUAUCUGCGAGAAUCUCAAAGUUGAGAUCCAAAACCAAGCCGACGAGAUGAAAGAGAUAUCACCAGAGGCCAUGGAAUUACUAGUUCUUCAGAAAGAUACUUUGAUUGAAGAGGUCAGAAAAGGACAAGAAGAAGUAAACAAAUUAGAAGCCAGAAGCAAGCAAAACCAAUCGAAAUACGCAGCCCAGGACAAUUUCCAGCAGAAGAAAUUGGACAAAGAGGCUUCUCCUUUGGUCUGGAUGAGCGAAAGAAACUCUCUUCUCAUCAAAAUCAAGAAAGCCCAACAGGAACUCGCACAGCUUAACCAACGCGAUAGAUCGGCCAAUAAAACAAGAGAAAAAACCUCACAAUUGGCUGAAGAAUCGCAAUAUUCAGAAGAUGAUGUAAAGAAAGCUCUUUAUCUUGAACUCCAAGAGAUCAUGAACCAACAAGAUACAUUCAUGGAAGAUGCAAUCGAAACAGAAACCAAUUAUCGUGAAGAAUUAAAGAAUCAGAUCAAAGAAAUCGACCAAACAGCUGAUUCUAUCAACUCUUUCAAGGACGGAGCUCUUGAUUUGAUGAAACAACAUAAUACUAUUGCAUCAGGAAAGGAUAGACUUGAACUUCUCCGCCAAGAACUUCAUGAUCUCAAAUCAAAGUUAUGA